Molecule: messenger RNA, 234 nt
Organism: Ilex paraguariensis (yerba mate)
Lineage: Eukaryota; Viridiplantae; Streptophyta; Magnoliopsida; Aquifoliales; Aquifoliaceae
Source: the annotation of a GenBank genome assembly
AUGGUGAACCUAACUCCAGUUGGUAAUUUAGCAGAUGAACUUGAAAUCCUGCAAUUGAGCAAGUGGGCAGUUGAAGACCAGUUCAAAGCUUCAAAAACUCUUCCAAUCCACUUCAAUUGGACCCAUCCGAGUGACCACUUGUGGAAUGUGGGGGCGAAUGAUGGUGAAAAUGGUGACAUGGAGGUGGUGAAUAGCAGAUGGGUGAUGUGGUACUUGCUUGAUGAUGGUUUGUAG